Molecule: messenger RNA, 2214 nt
Organism: Sabethes cyaneus
Lineage: Eukaryota; Metazoa; Arthropoda; Insecta; Diptera; Culicidae
Product: nose resistant to fluoxetine protein 6-like
Exons: 10
Coding region: 1-2214 (737 amino acids)
Molecular function (GO): acyltransferase activity, transferring groups other than amino-acyl groups
Source: RefSeq, a predicted model, not a curated record
AUGGAGGCGAAUGAUUACAUCAGUACGGCGAACGAUGGUGAUGUGUCACCUCCCACAAUCGAUGAAGUGAUCGAAGCCAUCAAGCAGCUCAAGAACAACAUGAUAGCUGGCAAGGAAAGCAAUCCAACGGAGCUUUUCCAAAUGGUCCCGGCUAGGAUGUCAAUAUGCCAACAGAACUCCGCUAUCAUACCUCCAUUAUUUCGGCUCGACAAAUACGAGCAGUAUCCUUCGGUAUACUGUAGUGUGGCAGUACAUUUGCAAUCAAAUGGCAGUGAACUAGAGAAAGCUGACUAUCUCUCUCGAAAGGAAUAUAAAUCCAAACGCGGACUCCUAGAGGACUUUCGACGUGAUUAUUUGGAAUGGGGUAUUUAUGUUCAGAACUGUGAAACUGAGCUGGCCAGCGUCAACGAAACACGCCGGCAGCAGUUGUACCAUCCAAAGUUUCCGAUCAACUAUCCGGAAUCGAAUAAAAUUUUGACUGGCUUCAGGCGUGAUCUUUUAGAAUGGGGUAUCUGCAUUGCCGAUUGCGAGACGGAGUUGGGCAAUAUCACCCAUGAAAUCUGGCAACAGUUGUAUCAACCAAAACUCAACAGUGAUUAUUCGCACAUGUUGACGAUAUGGAAGGAACAAUCGGUACCAUUUCGUGAGAAAUAUGACACAUUGAUUAACGUCUGUGUCAACAAUCGGUUACAACGUGAUUACAAUCUGACUCAGCAUGGCUCCUCGGAAAUCCUGUACUGUGUGAACAAUGAUCCAUCUGAGCAACAAUCUAGAGGAGACUGGUGGACGGAAGCAUUUAUGGCAGUAACGCUGAUUUUAAUCAGCACUGUUCUGAUAACUAGUGUAAUUGACCUUUUCGUUGCUGAUAGUAGUCUAAAGGAUCACCUGCUAGUAAGAUCCUUCGCUAUUAGACGAAAUUGGGCACGGCUUUUGGAACAACCGAAUAACGAAAUCUACCGAGAUUUUGGCUACAUCGAUGGACUACGAAUCUUCAUUAACAUUUUUACGUUGAUAGUUCACUGUUUGUCAGUGAGUGCCAUUCUUCCUCAAAGUAAUCCCGAACAAGGGGAGAAGAUACUUCAAAAUCCAACUACAUUACCCAUUCUGGCAUCAACUCAUGUCAGUGUUCAAAGUUUCUUCGUCAUAACGGGAAUGCUGCAGAUGGCAAACUUUAUGAAGGAUAUUCAGGCGAACAAGGUGCACGAUAGUAGCUAUUUUCGAUCAAAAAUCGUCAAUCGGUUCAUUCGAUUGCUUCCAGUCUACUAUUUUUUUCUACUGUUCACAAUUGCCUGUGAUAACCUUCCUGGGCUAAAUAUGAGAUUCGCGGGAUACCUAUCAAUGACUACCGAGCGGUACAUUUGUCGACGUCACGGCUGGAAAAAUCUGCUUUUUAUCAAUAACCUACCAGAUUUAGAAAACGAAUCUUGUUUCCUCCAUGGAUGGUAUCUGGCUGCUGAUCAGCAGUUAUUUCUUUUUUCGUUAGUUUUAUUAGCCCUAAUUUGGAAGUUCCCAAAAAGUACCAACGUCAUCCUUUGGAUGACGGCUACGACUUCGAUAAUAGUUCCGGCGAUCAUCGCGUACUGUUUGGGAGUAAACUCAUUACCUCCUUUUAAACUCGCAGAAAUCCGGCUAUUGUUUUAUUAUCAGCCCUGGUUCAAUCACAUCUAUCAAACAGCCUACAACAACUUGAAUGCAACAGCAGCUGGACUGAUUGUUGGGUAUUUGUAUCAUCAAUCUAAAAUAGGAAAACUCAAUCCAAGAAGGCUAAAGCUGUCCACGUCCGUUAUUGUCCUGGCAGUACUGGGAACAAUCCCGCUGUUUUACGAAAACGUAUUACCGCGUCCUUCGGUGUUCAACACGCUUCACUUUAUCUUGUUUCGUAGCUACGGAGUUUUGGGCAUCAGUGUUUACUUUUUACAUUGCUUCCUAACUCCUCCAGGUGUGUUUCGGCGCAUUUUGAGCUCCCGUUUGUUAACCAGCCUUGGAAAGCUGUCCUAUUGCGUCUACGUGCUUCAUGUUCCUUUGCUGAGGGUAAUGAUGAACUACAUUCGAAUACCGGUUGAGAUUUCGCAUUCGAGCAUAGCUAUAUUAUCCGUAGCGUUAGUUAUUGCAUCCUAUAUGCUAGGACUUGUGACUUAUCUUGUGAUAGAACAGCCCUCUAGUGUUCUGCUAAAACAUUGGUACUCCGACAGCAGAAAGGUUAAGACAUCUUAG